Pangasianodon hypophthalmus (striped catfish) is the source of this 3384-nucleotide messenger RNA. RefSeq names its product tripartite motif containing 13 (gene trim13). Gene Ontology annotation, molecular function: zinc ion binding. Lineage: Eukaryota; Metazoa; Chordata; Actinopteri; Siluriformes; Pangasiidae. Bases 1511 to 2725 code for a protein of 404 amino acids. The transcript is spliced from 2 exons. Gene Ontology annotation, biological process: positive regulation of canonical NF-kappaB signal transduction; positive regulation of macroautophagy; innate immune response. The record is from RefSeq and is a predicted model, not a curated record.
AGACGCGUCACGGAAGCCCUUAGGAAAAAAAAAAAAAAAACAGGGGGAAUGUGUAGGGACGGUUGUGGCUGCAGCGCCGCACUGCCCUCUAGCGGCGCGCCGCGGUAUCGACCGUCACAGGUCCUCUGCGGUUCGACCAAUCAGAGGAGGCCUCCCUCCGCUCAGAGCGCGCGCUCUCGGAGCUCUCACUGGCGGCAUGGAAACAGGAGGAAGAAAAAUAACGAGGUCAAAAUAUUUUCACACGUGACACGCCAGCUAUUGGACACGGACGCUGCGCGGGCUCCUGACACAUGGCGCGAUGGAGAGUGACGCGGCGCGCGCGCGCGCUCUCUCUCUCUCUCUCUCAGCUGUUUGUAGCACUUGAUUGCUCUGUAGUACCAUGAUGCAGCAGUUGGAGAAAUAAAUAACUGAGAUGAUUACUCCGCAGGCUUAUGAACGCGCACCAGAUGAUUUAUGUGCGCUUAGAUGGAUUAAACCUAACCCUGCGUAUAGCACCGCACGUGUAGAAAUGCUGAUGAGUGAGCCCGAGGGUGAGUGGAGGGAUAUUUCUCACUUUGUGAUGUUUUUGCAUAGCAACAGCCCCCCACCCACCCCAACCAGAAAAGAAGGAAUCCUCUGCCUUUAAUGUUUAAUGCUACAGAGAGACGAAAAACACGUUUUCAGUGGAGUAGGAGGUGAUGCCACUGCGCUUGAUUAUUAUAACAUAUAAACUAUUACUAGGCUAUAACUACGAAAUAACUUCCAAAUAAAAUGUCUGCAUAUAUACCGGUGUUAUACAUUUGUUCAUUGAGUGAAUACAUGUUUAAACACUCUGGAUCUUAGUGUCUAGACCUGAAACGGUUAAAGUUUCCUCAGUUGGUAAGCGCGAAGUCUGCACAGCAACAAGCGCCACGAUUGCGUCGCGCACUGCAGUAAAAGUAACUGAGCUCAGAGGACGCGCGCGCGCCUGUGUGUGUGAGUGUUUUGGUCCAGUUGCUGACGUUUUCCUCCAUGACAGUCAUCAGUUGCUACCUUAUCGGCAGCUCUCUCUCUCCCUCUCUCUCUCUCUCUCUCUCUCUCUCUGAAGCACAGUCGUGGGGAGACGCGCGGCAGGAUGAGCGGGUUCUUGGAUAUCCCCAGGCGAAGUGUCAGGGCGCAGUGGACUUGGGACCGGAGAGCACAGCGUUCCUGUUAUCAUUACGCGCUGUCCAUGUAGUCGCGUCUCUGAAGAUGAUUAUGCUGUCUGUUUUGCGCACUAGAACUAGAUGUAGUUCAGGAAAGAACCAUUCAUAAACCAUGCACUCGACGUGAACCUUACUCAGCUGUUUUAGAGCUGAGUUCCUCAGUCUUAUGUACAGGUUUUUUUUUCUUUUCCCAGCCAGACAUUCUGCAUGGAGAAGCAACUUUAGAGACACAGUCUAAUCAUUUGUGGCAUUUUUGUUUGUUUGUUUCUUUUAUUGGCCGGAAUUCAAAGAAUAUGUGACAUGCCAUAGGUUAACACAAUCAGCUAGGCUUCAGCAUCAGACCCGCGAUGGAUCUGCUGGAGGAGGACCUGACAUGCCCAAUAUGCUGCUGUCUCUUCGAGGACCCACGUGUGCUGCCGUGUUCACACAGUUUCUGCAGGAAGUGCCUGGAAGGCAUCCUGGAGGAUAACCGAAGUCCAGUGUGGAGACCUCCGUUCAAAUGCCCGACGUGCCGAAAGGAGACCGCGCACAACGGCAUCUCGAGCCUGCAAGUUAACUAUUCCCUGCGCAGCAUCGUGGAGAAGUACAACAAGAUCCGUGCGAGCCCAAGAAUGUCUCAGUGUCGCGCUCACAGCGGGCAACCCCUCAACAUCUUCUGUGCCACGGACCUGAAGCUCAUCUGCGGCUUUUGCGCCACUACAGGAGAACACAAAGGGCACAAGUUCUGCGCGCUAGAGGAGGCGUACGAGCGAGAGAAGGUCGCCUUCGAGGAGCUGCACCGUGCCGUGGAGAGCUGGAAAGGCGCAGAGGUGCUCUCCUGCCUGGAAGCGCUCGAGGGGGCGAAGAAAAAAGCGCUGCAGAUGGCCUCGCGAGACGUGGAUCGAGUCGCGGAGUAUUUCGACAAGCUGCUCCGCGCGCUCGAGCACAAGCGCAGCGAGAUCCUGUCGGACUUUGAAACCCUAAAGCUCGCGGUCAUGCAAACCUUCGACCCGGAGAUCAACCAGCUCCGCUCGGCGCUCGAGGAACAGCAGCGCGCGCUGCGGCUCGCCGAGUCAUUUCGCUCGCUCUCCGACCCGCUCACCUUCCUGCAGUGCAUGCAGGACUUCCGCGAGAAGGUGCGCGCCAUUCGCGAGACGCCGCUGCCCGCGCGCACGGACGUGGACGUUGGCGCGCUCGUGCCAAGCUUCGACGUGCACGAUUGGGACCGUGUGCGUCUGGGAGACGUGGACGCGCUGCGCGCUCCGCACGAGGGCGGCGCUCUCCGGUCGCCGGCGGCUCGCACUGGCCCCCCGCGUCUCUUCCGGAGCCGGUGGAGUUUCGUCCUGCUGGUGUGCGCGUGCCUGUGCGUGCCGAACUUUCUCCCCUCAGACUGUUUCACCGCGAGUCUCUCCACUAAAGCGGUGUCCGCGCUGGCCGGCGUCUCCGUGCCCGCUCCUGCAGAAAUGUUGCGGUGGCUCGCGCUUUGCUGGCAGGAGGUGGCGGGAGUGUGCGCGCUCCUCACCGAGCUCUGCAGGAACUGCAUUACUGAGCUCAUCGACACCACGUCAGAGUUUAUCAGCUGAUUUUCACCCGGUGGACUUUUCUCAUUUGCCGGCUGAGGCUAAGGUGCAGGGAUGCGUUUAAACACAUCUAAUUACCACAGAAUGUAAUUGAAAUACAAGCCUAAGUAUUUCACCUGCGUUUUUUGUGUGCAUUUACUGAAUUUGCAAUUGCAAUGUGUGUGUGUGUGUGUGUGUGUGUGUGUGUGUGUGUGUGUGUUUGUUUUUCUUUAGCGCUUAAAUGCACAGUCAGCUUGUGGACCUUCUGGGAGGAAAUGCUAGUUAUUUCAGUUAACUGAGAAAUAAUUGUGGAUGGUGGUUUUAGAUUUGGUUAAGACUCAAACUAAGAUACUGCUUAGCACAUGACUAGCUUGGUUAGAAUUAAGUCGCGCAAUAUGUUGAGGUUUAGUAAACCUCUUUCAAAGAAUUAAAACCAGACAUGUUCUCUCUCAAUGAAAGUCACUGGGUUGGAAGAUGGGGAUCCCCACAGCCUCCUCCCCACCACACACCGCUUCCUCGGCAUUUCCUCGAGCCCAUAUUACGUUUUACUUUUCCCGACCAUACUGGGACUUUUUUUAUUAUUAUUAUUAGUGGUGGAUUUUAUAUGCAUGUAAAAUAAAAGAAGAAAACUCAAGGUUAAAUGUUACUAAUGUAGGCCUAUAUGUAUAUACAUACAUUUUAUA